AUGUUAGAUUACGCGUUUAUUUUAUUUGCCACUAUUCCCAUACUGUACCGGAUUCCAAAAGUACAGUACUAUGUCAAAUUUUCUGUUUUCUUCUUAUUGAUCUUUAUUGGGUCAUUUAUUUGUUCUAUCCGAUUGGCUUUCAAAGGCCGAAGAUAUGAAAAUGCUUGGAUGUUUGUAAGAUAUCUAGCAUUUUCUGGAAGGAUGAUUGGUUUAAAUCCUGUUGUCGAGGACGGCCAUCUUCUGUCUGGGGAACCAUGUAUUUACGUCUUGAAUCAUCAAAGUUGCAUAGAUGUCACAGGUGUGGGCGACAUAUGGCCGAAACGCUGCUCGGUAGUUUCCAAAGCUUCACUUAAAUUCAUGGGAUUUUUGGGAAUAGUUAUGUGGCUGAGCAAGACUAUUUCCAUUGAUCGAUCCCAUCAUACUGAUGCUAUUUCUGCCAUGGAGAAAGCUGCCAUAGAAGCCAAACAGGAUAAGGUCUCGGUUUUCAUUUUUCCUGAGGGCACAAGAUCCGAUGCCGGUUAUCUUUUGCCUUUUAAAAAGGGAGCAUUUCACAUGGCCAUCGAGUGUCAAUUUCCGAUCCAACCUAUUGUUAUUGAACCGUAUGCAAAGUUCCUUGACCACAAAAAGAAACUUUUUAAAAGUGCCACUUACAAAGUGAAGGUCCUACCGAAAAUUGACACUAAGGGGAUGAAUAAAUCACAAGUUGAUCAACUUCUCAAUGAAACUCGUGAAAGAAUGGUUGCUGCAUUUGAAAUGAUGAAAGGAACAAUUUCAAACUGA
Messenger RNA from Schistosoma bovis, 780 nucleotides. The record is from the annotation of a GenBank genome assembly. NCBI's taxonomy places the organism in Eukaryota, Metazoa, Platyhelminthes, Trematoda, Strigeidida, Schistosomatidae.